Messenger RNA from Thermothelomyces thermophilus ATCC 42464, 2291 nucleotides. RefSeq lists its product as uncharacterized. Gene Ontology annotation, biological process: post-translational protein targeting to endoplasmic reticulum membrane; SRP-dependent cotranslational protein targeting to membrane. The transcript is spliced from 2 exons. The record is from RefSeq and is a predicted model, not a curated record. Gene Ontology annotation, cellular component: Sec62/Sec63 complex. NCBI's taxonomy places the organism in Eukaryota, Fungi, Ascomycota, Sordariomycetes, Sordariales, Chaetomiaceae. The coding region runs from base 119 to 2236 and encodes 705 amino acids. Gene Ontology annotation, molecular function: transmembrane protein transporter activity; RNA binding.
UUGCUUCAAUCUCGUUAUUCUCUGUCGAAGGCCCCUGCUUUCUGAAUCCGUUGUUCGACUUGUUCGAGGAGUUAACCGCACGGGAAUUGAAGACCACGAGUCUUAACGAGUGCCCGCCAUGAGCACCGACUACGCCUACGACGAGGAGGGCGUCCUCUGGCCCUUUUUCGUCUUCACCCUCGCCCUGAUUGUCACCAUCCCCCUCACAUUCCUUCUAGUCAAGCGGUCGCGAGACCCAGCAGCCUCCUUCCCGCGCAUCCAGACGAGCUUCAAGCAUGCCCACACAGACACGGUCGACUCCCUGCGUAAGCAAGAGAGGCGCAAGGAUAGGAAGAUCUGGCUCCUGUUCGCCGUCAUCGCGGGCUGGGCCGUCAUGGGCUACAUGCUCUAUCUCAUCCAAACGACCGACGCGCCGACCCACAAGAUUUGGAACCCCUAUGAGAUCCUGAACCUUCCCGAGACGGCGACCGAGAAGCAGAUCAAGAGCACCUACAAGAAGCUCUCCCUCCGCCUGCACCCCGACAAGGCGAAACCGGACCCCUCCAAGAACGAGACGAUCGAAGACCUGACCGCCCGCUACGUCGAGAUCUCCAAGGCGUACCAGGCUCUGACGGACGAGGAGAUCCGUAACAACUACAUCCAGUACGGCAACCCGGACGGCAAGCAGGGUUACAGCAUCAACAUUGCGCUGCCAAAGGUCAUCGUGUCGGACGGCAACGGCAAGUACGUCGUCCUCCUCUACUCGGCCCUCUUCGGCGUCCUGCUUCCCUACUUGGUCGGGUCCUGGUGGUACGGCACUCUCCGGCGCUCCAAGGAGGGCGUCCUGAUGGAGAGCGCCAACCGGAUCUUCCGCGAGUACAGGGACAACAUCGAUGAGGGCGGCGUCGUGACCGCGCUCAGCACCGGAAAGGAAUUCGAGGAGCUCUUCAAGGGGGACAAGGCCGAGUCGGGCCUCUCCAAGGUGGAAUCGCGCAUCUUGGCCGAAGGCGAGUUGACUCCGCUGGUUGGCGGUCUGUCCGUCAAGGACAAGGAGACGCUGGAGGAUCUCGACAACGGCCCCCGAAGGAAGACGCUAGCACUGCUCUGGGCUUACCUGGGCCGGAUCGAGCUGGAUGAUGCCGAGCUCAACAGGGCCAAGUUUGCCGUCGCCCCGAUCGCGCACUCCCUCAACAAGGCCUUCAACGCCAUCGCGCUCGCCUACAUGAACACCGGCCCGCUCCUCGCCUCUUACUACACCAGCCAGCUCCUGAUCCAGGCGCUCCCUCCCAAGUCGUCGCCCCUCCUCCAGUUGCCCUACUUCACCCCGGCCGUCGUCAGAGCUGUCGAGGGCGAUUCGCGGAUCCAUACCAGCGUUCAAGACUUCAUGGACAGGCCAGACGCGAAGCGGCGCAGUUUGGUCGUCGGCAAGGGCCUCCUGAGCGAAGAACAAUACCGGGAAGCUGUCAGCGUAGCCAAGCAGCUCCCCUUCCUGCGCGUUGCCAAGGCCUACUUCAAGGUCACGGGCGAGCGCUUCAUCGUCCCCUCCUCGCUCGUCACGCUCGUUGUGAAGGGUCGUUUUGUGCCACCCGGGAGCGAGAAGGUCCCUGACAUCGACCCCAACGAUCUGGAGGACGUCGACCCGGCCGAAGACGAUCUCGAGGCCAUCUCGGGGCGCAAGACGCAAAGACUCGUCGGCAAGGACGAGAAGACGGGCAAGCCCAUCUACGAGUCCGUCGAGGCCGAACACAUUCCCGCCCCUCUCGCCGCCGCUCCCUUCUUUGCGCGCGACCACAGCCCUCGCUGGCACGUGUUCCUGACCGACUCGAAGCAGGGGCGCGUCGCGGUCCCGCCCUUCACGUUUGCGCAGUUUGACCGCCCCAUCUUCGAGGCCGACGGCCGGACGCCCACGUUCGCCAUGCAGACGCUCAAGGCGCAGUUCCAGGCGCCGCCGCAGGCCGGUCACUACACGUUUGUCAUGCACGUCGUGUGCGACAGCUACGUCGGGUUCGACACCAAGAUGGAGGUGACGCUCAUUGUGGAGGAGGCGAGCAAGGCUGCCGCGAUGGCGGCCGAGGACGAGAUCAGUGAGCCAGAUGAGGACUCCAUCGCGGGCAUCAUGCACGCCGCAAAGGGCGGCCAGACGAAGAAGAGGCAACCAGCUAGCGACGAUGAUGAGGACUCGGACGAGGAAAGUGGAACGGACGACGACGAUGAUGAUACCAGCGUCACAAACACGGACACCGAGCCGGAGAAUUAGAAUGGGUUUGAUCUGGGGGCUUUUGGCUUGGUUUAUUCCGGUUGAUAAUUGUACA